This is a messenger RNA of Coniosporium apollinis CBS 100218, 2154 nucleotides long. RefSeq lists its product as uncharacterized. Gene Ontology annotation, biological process: protein localization to membrane; vacuolar transport. The record is from RefSeq and is a predicted model, not a curated record. Bases 1 to 2154 code for a protein of 717 amino acids. Gene Ontology annotation, cellular component: Golgi apparatus; membrane. NCBI's taxonomy places the organism in Eukaryota, Fungi, Ascomycota, Dothideomycetes. The transcript has 3 exons.
AUGCAUGGAGACGUGCGGUUCACGCAUCUGUUCCUGCUGUUUCUUUCCUGCCUCUCCAUCGCGCAUGCCUUCUACAUACCCGGCUGGUCGAUCAAGAGCUACCGCGAAGGCGAGGAGAUCCCGCUGUUCGUCAACAAGGUUUACUCCGACAACACCCAGCUUCAGUAUGCCUACUCCGAACUACCAUUUGUGUGCCCGCCGAGCGGCCGACGACACGCCGGCACCAACCUCAUCAGUGGCACGAGCCUUUCCCUUAACCUCGGAGAAGUCCUUCGAGGGGACCGGAUCAUGGUCUCAGACUACGAGCUAGUCAUGGGCAACGAUGAAGAGACGCGGUAUCUGUGUAGUCACAAGGUGGACCGUCAUGCACUGAGACAGGCCCAAGAGCUUAUAAGAGAGGGUUACGUAGCCGAGUGGAUCGUCGACAACCUGCCCGGUGCGACGAGCUUCGUCACAACGGACAAGUCCCGCAAGUACUACGCCGCAGGCUUCAAGCUUGGGUACGAAGAUUAUUCGAGGACAGGAAGACCACGCUACUUUAUCAACAACCACGUCACCCUGGUCAUCCGGUACCACCAAGCUCCUGGCAAGGACGGGCGGCAGGGCAAGAAGGUCAUUGUUGGAUUUGAAGUGUAUGCAAAGAGCAUUGAGGCCGGCAACCGCAACGACUCGGGCCUUCCGGCAGACAUCCACAACGUUCAAAACGGCAUGGAGCUGAGCAUGGCUCCUAACCGGACCAAUAUUGAAAAGUACGUCGACUCCUCCUACAUACCCGAGGAGGAAGAGGAUAUCGACAACAACUCGACCCUCACCAUUCCCUACAGCUACUCGGUCUACUUCCGGGAGGAAGAAAAGCUUGAGUGGCAGAACAGGUGGGACAUGUACUUCGUCAACCAGGAAGAUAGCUCGAAGAUCCACUGGCUGGCCAUUGUUAACUCGCUGGUGAUCUCGGGAGUCUUGACCGCCGUUUUCGCAGUCAUCAUCACCCGCACCAUCCGCGGCGACAUUAAGAAGUAUGGCGAAAGCGCGCUCGAGGACGGCAAAGCCAGGGUUAAACGAAUCAGAUCGCCAAGGACGCCUAGAACGCCUAGGAGGAGCCUCGACAAAAAUGGUCUGCUAGAGAAGAUUGAUGGCGCGGACGCCGAUGCCGACAGUUCCUCCGACGAGGAGUCCAUCAUCGAAGACGCAACCGGCUGGAAGCUAGUCCACGGCGAUGUCUUCCGCCCGCCGCCGUAUGGCCAACUGCUCGCUCCGCUCGUGGGGUCGGGCAUGCAGCUCGUCUUCAUGGCCGCGUGCCUGCUCCUGCUCAGUUGCUUCGGCGUGCUGAACCCCAGCUUCCGCGGCGGGUACGUGAGCGUCGGCAUGGCGCUCUUUGUCUUCGCAGGCGUCUUCUCCGGCUAUUUCUCCGGAAGAGUGUACAAGACUUUCGGCGGCCAGCGCUGGCAGAAAAACGUCGUAGUUACGGGGACCCUGGUGCCGGGACUUCUUUUCGCCAUUGUCUUCAUCCUGAACUUCUUCGUCUGGGCCCAGGCGUCCAGCACGGCUAUGCCGUUCGGCACCCUGGUCGGCCUUGUCGCGCUGUGGCUCCUCAUCCAGCUUCCGCUUGUCUACAUCGGCAGCUGGUAUGGCUACGUGAUGGUUGGCGCCUGGGAGCAUCCAAUCAAGACGAAUGCGAUCCCCCGGCAGGUCCCGGCGCAGUGCUGGUACGCGAAGAGCGUGCAGACUGUGCUCGUCGCUGGAUUGAUCCCUUUUGCGGUUAUCUUUAUUGAGCUGCUGUUUGUGUUCAAGAGCCUGUGGCAGGACAAGAGCGGGUACUACUACGUCUUUGGGUUCCUUGGCGUUGUGAGUGCGAUACUAGUCAUUACAGUUGUUGAGGUCACGGUUGUGGCGACUUAUAUUCAGCUUUGCUCUGAGAACUACCACUGGUGGUGGCAAUCCUUCUUCGUCGGCGGCGCCAGCUCCAUCUGGAUCUUCGUCGCUUGCGUAUGGUACUACUUCAUGAGCCUACACAUCGAGGGCUUCGCAUCCAGCAUGCUCUUCUUCGCCUACAGCUUCUUGGCCUGUGCCGUUUACGGCCUGCUUACAGGGACUGUUGGGUUCUUGGCCGCUUAUGCAUUUAUUAGGAGGAUUUAUGGGGAUAUCAAAGCCGACUGA